Falco peregrinus (peregrine falcon) is the source of this 1445-nucleotide messenger RNA. RefSeq names its product prostaglandin D2 receptor (gene PTGDR). Gene Ontology annotation, cellular component: plasma membrane. Gene Ontology annotation, biological process: positive regulation of cytosolic calcium ion concentration; G protein-coupled receptor signaling pathway; inflammatory response. The transcript is spliced from 2 exons. The coding region runs from base 124 to 1422 and encodes 432 amino acids. The record is from RefSeq and is a predicted model, not a curated record. Lineage: Eukaryota; Metazoa; Chordata; Aves; Falconiformes; Falconidae. Gene Ontology annotation, molecular function: prostaglandin D receptor activity.
CCCCCUCCGCCCCACCGGGGCCAGUCGCCGCCGGCAGCCGCGGCGCAGCCCGGUGCGGUGCGUCCCGGUAGGCUACGGGCUGUCCCAACCCGGUGCGGCUCAGCCCCUUGCGGGACUAUCCCGAUGGAGACGGAGGGUUACCGGUGCCGUAGCAGCCGGUACAUCGAGGGAGGGCAGUCGGCGGUGCCCAGCUCGGUGCUGUUUGCCGCCGGGCUGUUGGGCAACGUGCUGGCCUUACUGCUGCUGGGCCAGCACCGGCGCCGCUCCCGGUCCCCCGGCGGCCGCCCGCCGCGGGUCUCCGCUUUCUACGUGCUGGUGAGCGGACUGGCAGUCACCGACCUGCUGGGCAAGUGCCUGCUCAGCCCCAUCGUGCUGGCAGCCUACGCCUACAACCGCAGCCUCAGCGAGCUGGGGCCGGGCGGGCGCAGCGAGGGCGAGCCGGGCGUCCUCUGCCAGCUCUUCGCCUUCCUCAUGGCCUUCUUCGGGCUGGCCCCCACCCUGCUGCUGCUGGCCAUGGCGCUGGAGUGUUGGCUCUCCCUGGGGCAUCCCUACUUCUACCGACGGCACUUCACCCGGCGGCUGGGUGCCACACUGGGGCCGGUGGCGGCAGGGCUCUGCGCCCUUUUCUGCGCCCUGCCACUACUGGGCUUCGGGGUGCCCAUGCAGUAUUGCCCCGGCACGUGGUGCUUCAUCCGUAUGGCCGGUGGCGGGCCGCGCCACCUCAGCUUCCCCGUCCUCUAUGCCAGCUUGAUGGGCCUGUUGGUGCUGGCCAUCGGUGCCUGCAACGUGAGCAGCAUGCGGCACCUCUACAGCAUGGCACGGCGGCAGCCCCACCGUGGGCCCGCUGCCACCGCUGCCCCGCAUAUGGAAGAGCUCGACCACCUCAUCCUGCUGGGGCUCAUGACCGUCCUCUUCACCAUCUGCUCCCUGCCGCUCAUCGGUUUGCCGGAGGCUAAAUUCCCGGAAAGCCACCCUGAAGGGACCUGUCCCGGGGGAGGACGGCCAGUUCUGUCCCCUGGGCUGGCGCAGGACAGACACCCCACAGCUUGGCUUCCCCUGAACCUGUGGGUCUUGCAGAAGCUGGCACCUGCUGGUGAGGACGAGGAGCAAGCCUUCGGCCCUGUACCCCUGCCCCGGAGCAUCCUGAGGCAGCAUGGGGCUGGCGCAGGCAGGGAUGGCGUCCGGCUUGCAGUGAGGGGCAGGCGUGAAGUGUUUCUGCACCCUCCCCAGGCUGCGUUUCACCCCAGAGAGGAACCUUGUGGGGGUUCCUGGAUACCUGUGAAUAUUUCUGAGCAGCAGCACUUUGUGGAGGGUUUGGGGAGCACCCGGCUCCAGGAAAGCAGGAGGGUUUUGGCGUGUGGCUUCAGGGCAGUGGGGACGCACAGGGCGGAGAGGGGGUGGGUGUGUGUGUCCAUCAAAUAAAAGUGGUUCGGAGCCCUGCUCUA